AGCUCUGCCGGAGGACUGUGGGUCCACGGCACGCCGAUGGCUAGCAGCCUAGCAACAGAGAACCACAAACCAACAGCUAGCUCUGUCUGCUCCAUUGUCAACAACUGCACCGAGAUCACAGCAGGCCCCGCCCCGCUAGUUUGCAGACCAUCAAAACACUGGUAAAAAAUGAGCGAGGCACAGGAGGACAAUACCGGAGAGAAUGAAGAUUUACUUCCAUGAAGAAAAGCAACAUCUGCCAUCUGGAACUAUUUUGGAUACAAAAAGCUUGAUGUUGACCAAACAAAGGUACUUUGUAGACAGUGCCAUGCAAUUGUAUAAAGACAUCACAGAUGCCAUAACAUUUCACCUGGCAAAAGACAUGGUACCAAUUUACACCGUUACCAAAGAGGGUUUUAAGAAAAUGAUCCACUCACUUGAUAAGCGGUACGUAAUACCGUCACGCACCUAUUUUUCUCAAGUCGCCAUCCCCGACCUGUACGAGAAAUGCAGGGCAAAAGUUGAAACAGAGCUGUCUAAAGUGGAAUACUAUGCUGUUACAACGGACUUGUGGUCCAGCCGGACAACGGAGCCGUACAUAAGCCUGACGGUGCACUUUAUUGAUGAGGACUUCACACUGAAAAGUCGCUGUUUGCAAACGGCAUUUUUCCCAGAAAAUCACACAAGUGAGAACAUCGCAGCGGGGCUGAGAGAAGCGGUGGCUGCUUGGAGCCUGGAUGAGACACGUCAAGUCUGUAUAACAACAGACAAUGCUGCAAAUAUGGUGAAGGCUGCCUCCCUGAACGAGUGGACCAGGCUGCAGUGCUUUGGCCACAGACUUCAUCUUGCAGUUGAAAAUGCAGUGAAAAAGGAUGGCCGCAUCAACCGUACUGCGGGUGUGUGCAAGAAGCUGGUGGGUCACUUCUCUCACAGCUGGAAGGCCAGAAGUGCUCUUGAAAAAGCCCAGAAGGAACUCAAUCUGCCAUCACAUUCCCUCAUAACAGAAUGCCAAACAAGAUGGGGUUCCAGGCAGAUGAUGAUCAGCAGGAUACUGGAGCAGCAGAAAGCUUUAAGUCAGGUCCUGUCUGUGGACAAGAAGCUGCGGCAUCUAAUUCCAAACUGGCAAGAUAUAGAUGUCCUGGAAUCUGUCAGCAAGUCCCUGGGCCCAUUGCUGGAGUUCACAGACGCACUUUCAGGGGAAGACUACGUUAGUGUCUCCUAUGUGAAGCCAGUUCUUCAUCUCUUCAACUCGUCAAUGCUGCUAAUGCGAGAAGAAGACACAGACCUGAGCAAGAAGUUGAAGAAAGAGAUGAGGGAUUACCUGAAUGAGAAAUAUGAAGAUGAAGCUGCUAGAUAUGGCAUCUUGUUUGGACCCCCGGUUCAAGAUGGACUUCAUCACUGCAGACAGCAAGCCCCAAGUCAAGGCCAGAGUGACAUCGGAGAUGAUGACGACAAUCAUGACAUGCCAGGAGACUGCAGCUGCAAGCUGCAGCACUGAAAUGGAGUGCGAAGUGGCUGGCACGUCCCAGGCAAAGAAAGGCAAGAGGUCUUUAGGAAGUUUCUUUAAACAGAGCGAAGCUGCAGCAAAGGCUGAUUCGUCUCAGUACCUAAAGGAUGCUGUGGAAGCAGAGUUAAACAGCUACCUGCUAACACCUUCAAUAGACAAAGAGGAAGAUCCACUUGCAUGGUGGAAAACGCACAAAGUAAUCUUUCCACAACUCGCCAAGCUUGCCCGCAAGUAC
This is a messenger RNA of Gymnodraco acuticeps, 1721 nucleotides long. RefSeq names its product zinc finger BED domain-containing protein 1-like. The record is from RefSeq and is a predicted model, not a curated record. NCBI's taxonomy places the organism in Eukaryota, Metazoa, Chordata, Actinopteri, Perciformes, Bathydraconidae. The transcript is spliced from 3 exons. Bases 203 to 1477 code for a protein of 424 amino acids.